Molecule: messenger RNA, 1930 nt
Organism: Nelumbo nucifera (sacred lotus)
Lineage: Eukaryota; Viridiplantae; Streptophyta; Magnoliopsida; Proteales; Nelumbonaceae
Product: SET domain-containing protein
Biological process (GO): peptidyl-lysine monomethylation
Cellular component (GO): nucleus
Molecular function (GO): protein-lysine N-methyltransferase activity; protein binding
Source: RefSeq, a predicted model, not a curated record
AGGCUGGGCCUAAGUGGUUGGGUGCAAGUGCAACCCGCGAUUUUCGGGCCUGAUGUGGGUCUGAGCCUAAGCACAAAACGUAGGCCCUCUCCUCCAUCAAUACCAGCAAAUUGCUCUGCUCGCCGCCCGACAGCUAACAGAGUGGCUCUACUGAGAGUUUUCCGGCAAUGAGCAGGCGAUUGAGAGGAUUCAAGCGUUGGAUGAGAUCCCAAGGCAUUAUUUGCAGCGACGCUCUCGAAUUAACUGACGGCGGCGAUGAAGGGAUAUCAGUGAGAUCUGUCUGCGAUUUGGCGGAAGGGGAUCUUGUAGCGACAAUACCCAAGAACGCUUGUCUCACCAUUAAGACAUCUGCUGCUCGGGAGAUGAUCGAAGAAGCAGGUUUAGCAGGUUCUCUGGGUCUUUCAGUUGCGCUCAUGUAUGAGAAAAGCUUGGGGGAGGCAUCGCCCUGGGCUGGAUAUUUGCAAAUCUUGCCUGAGAGAGAGUGCCUGCCUGUGGUCUGGACUUUGGAUGAAGUCGACACUUAUCUCCACGGAACUGAACUGCACAAGACAGUGAAAGAAGACAAAUCUCAUAUUUAUGAGGACUGGAAAGAGUGCAUUCUGCCACUUGUAGAUUUUGGCCCAUUGAAGUUGAACCCCAAAAGCUUUCAAGUUGAACAGUAUCUUGCUGCAAAAAGUCUUGUUUCGUCUCGGGCCUUUGAGAUAGAUGACUACCAUGGAUAUGGGAUGGUGCCCCUGGCAGAUCUCUUUAAUCACAAGACGGGAGCUGAAGAUAUCCACUUCACAUCUGUUUGCUCUCAUCCUGGCUCUAAUGAUGGCGACAAUAUUGAGAGUAAUGAUGAAUAUGACAGAAAUGCUGAUGAAGACCUGUUAACAGAAAAUUUUCAUUCCAGAGACAGUUGUUCUUUGACUGCAGAUGCUGGAAAUUAUUAUCUGAACUGCAGUGAUGUGGAUAGCUCUUCAAAUUCAGGGGAUGAUCCAAUGAUUUUGGAACUUAUUCUUGUUAAGGACGUCAAGGCUGGGGAUGAGGUUUUUAACACCUAUGGCUCCAUGGGUAAUGCAGCAUUACUUCACAGAUAUGGAUUUACGGAGCCAGAUAACCCUUUUGACAUUGUUAACAUUGAGCUAAACCUGGUAACUAAAUGGAGCUCAUCGUUAUUCUCUGCUCGAUAUACCAGAGCAAGGCUGUUGUUUUGGAGGAGAUUAGGUUUUUCUGGGUGUAUCAGUCAUAGUUGUGAAUAUUUUGAGAUUUCUUCAGAUGGAGAACCACAGCUAGAGCUUGUGAUUCUUCUCUACAUCAUUUGCUUGCCUGAGGUAGUAUAUGAUAAGUUGAAUAACAGAGUAUCAUCUGUGGAGAACAUCAAUGAAUCCAUGAACAUUCUAUUACUGCACAAAAAUAAUGCCGAAGUUCCACUAGGGACUACAGAGAUUGACAAGGAUUUGUUGUUAACAAAAAAUGUAUGUGAUGCACUUCAUUCACUUGUCGAUAUUCGGGAAAGUUUCUAUGGGCAGAACUCAUUAGAAGAUGACAUGGAGGCACUAAGGACAUGUUGCAUGAGAGAAAGGAAGUUGUACCAUUCCCUGACAUUGCGUGUGACAGAGAGGAGGAUUCUCAAGAAACUUAGGACCUAUGCUUCCUCCAGAUAAUGCAAACCAAGAUGAAAACAUAUUUGAGGAAAUGUUCAAGUUGACAUAAGUGGCCGUUUUGGCAGGCAGAAAAGUAGGGGGAGAAGGAACAAUGCCAUUGCCAACGCAAUUCCCCUGCCUUUUUCUCUUUCUUUUCCCCCGAGAGUGAGCUCUCUGAGAAUUAGCUUAACUGGAUGGUUCUUUACUUUGCACAUCUAUUUAUUGUUUUCUAGACUCUCGAGUACCCUUAUUUAUGUAUGAUUCUCCACAUUUGGCAUCAUUUAUAAUAGGAAAUAGAAACUCAA